AUGCCGCCUCUCGGCAUCCCAUCCUUCUCCCAGAUGAAUCUCCGUGACUCUUCCACCGCCUCCCACAGCAUUCUCGAUGUAGGAGAGCUGGAGCUGCUCCUCGAGACGCCGGAUCCCCGGCAUCACGCGCUCCAGAAUCAGGCCUAUCUUCCCAAGAUCAUCGUCGUGAUUGGGCUCAGCAUUGCCCAACUCUCGAUCCUGAUGCUCCCGGCGGACGUCGCGAAUCGCCAUUCCUGCGAGAAGAAUCUCUACGUCGGGGCGUGUAAGCUCACUCUCCCGAUGAAGCAGCUGUGGUGGGCGGUUUACAUCAUCGACACUGUGCUCGUCAUUCCUUUCGCGAUCUUCUUCUACGAGAGCGACCAGGAGAAGACUGUGACACAAAGGGUAAAGAACGCUCUCUUGUGGGUGGUGAUACUCCUCACAGUCCUCUGCCUCCUCUUGGGAAUUCUCUAUGCUGUUAUCGGCUAUGCUGAUUUCACCGUGAGACGUCUUUCAUCCACGACGUUGGCGUUCACCAAUGAUUUUAGCUCGCUCAAUGCAAAGGUUCCGUGCUUGUUUUCGGCUAGUUUCUCAUUGUCUUCUAAUUGUGCAGCUUAUACGUCUGGAUCUCUGGUUAAAACUACGUGGUCUGUGCGUGCGCCCUUCCCGACUUACGUGAUCGCAUUAAACACAAUAAUAGGAUCAAUACUCUUCACAAUGUUUGGAGGUGUUGGAAUGGCAACAUUACCAGUGAGCCUCAUAUUUGCGUUCAAGAAUAGGCCCAAGUGUGUUAUUACUCGUGCUCAAUACGUAAAGGAGGCGACUGAUCUAGCCAAGCGCUCUAACGAGCUAAAAACGGCGACUUUGGGCCUCCAACGCGAAGAGAGAGGUGAGAAGAAAGGACGGAUGUUUCGAAAAAAUGUGAAGAAAGUCCAGUGUAGCUCGAUUCAGGAGCUUUUCUUUUUGGAAGAUGAUGUUGAAGCUUUGAACGAGGCAUUCCCACAGGGACAGAAGGAAGACACAUCCUGGGCUCUUACAGUUCUUUUCUACUUAGCCAAGCUUGUUUUUGGCAUUCUCGGAUUGGCUUUGUCUAUAAUUUGGCUUCUCCACAUCCUUGUUUUCAUGCUUGUCAAUCCUCCAGCUUUUCCGUUUCUGAACCAAGUCUUUAUUCAGCUUGACAGUGCCGGGGGCUUGCUAGGAACUACCGCCUUUGCAAUUUUUUGCUACUACCUCGUCAUGUCUGUCAUAUCUGGAGAGAUGCAUCUGGGAAUGAGGCUUCUGUUUCUUUCCAUUCAUCCAAUGAAGUACCAAGGCACGCUCAUGAACUCGUUUUCUUUUCAUCCAUGUUUACACGUGGACGUUUGCCCGAAUAAGCCCAUUCUGGGUCUAUCCGAUUCCUUUCUCCGAAAGAUGCCCUUCCUGGGCAAAUGCGUGAAUUGA
Messenger RNA from Selaginella moellendorffii, 1419 nucleotides. Its product is annotated as LIMR family protein SELMODRAFT_432208-like. Lineage: Eukaryota; Viridiplantae; Streptophyta; Lycopodiopsida; Selaginellales; Selaginellaceae. The transcript has 11 exons. The record is from RefSeq and is a predicted model, not a curated record. The coding region runs from base 1 to 1419 and encodes 472 amino acids.